This is a messenger RNA of Capra hircus (goat), 1491 nucleotides long. RefSeq names its product F-box protein 17 (gene FBXO17). Gene Ontology annotation, molecular function: protein binding; ubiquitin protein ligase activity. Bases 375 to 1214 code for a protein of 279 amino acids. Gene Ontology annotation, biological process: glycoprotein catabolic process; SCF-dependent proteasomal ubiquitin-dependent protein catabolic process. The record is from RefSeq and is a predicted model, not a curated record. Gene Ontology annotation, cellular component: cytoplasm; SCF ubiquitin ligase complex. NCBI's taxonomy places the organism in Eukaryota, Metazoa, Chordata, Mammalia, Artiodactyla, Bovidae. The transcript has 7 exons.
CCAGACCCCGCCCUUCCCUCGCUCCGGCUCAGCGCAGCCGCCCUCCUGCCCGCCGGACUUCACAGUCUCCAGCCCCCGGCUCCAGACUUCAGCCGCCGCCACCAACCCCCCACCCUCCUAGAGGACUCCCUGGGCGGGGCCGAUCGCGAGGAGCAACCCCCCGGACUGCCUCUCAGAGCAGGGUGGGGAAGGGGAUCGUAGUCCGCCGCCACCUCCGAGCAGGCCUCCAGGUGAGCGCCGGGACAGACAGCGCUGCAGGCCCGCUUGAGCGUCAAGUUCACAAACUUGAAGUGGAGCUGGCCAGUGGAGUUGUGUGUUGUUCUUCAGCUGCUUUAAACCGUGUGAGUACAGGCACAGGACUCUGGCGGCCGGAGAUGGGCGCCCGGCCCUCGCGGCGGCGGCAGCUGCCCGCGGACCCGCCCAUAGCCUUGGACGCGCUGCCCCCGGAGCUGCUCGUGCAGGUGCUGAGCCACGUGCCCCCGCGCGCGUUAGUGAUGCGCUGCCGCCCGGUGUGCCGCGCCUGGCGCGACGUGGUGGACGGGCCCACCGUCUGGCUGCUGCAGCUGGCCCGCGACCGCAGCGCGGAGGGCCGCGCCCUCUAUUCGGUGGCCCAGCGCUGCCCGCCCAACAGCGAGGAUGAGGAGGAGUUCCCGCUCUGCGCUCUGGCGCGCUACUGCCUGAGAGCGCCCCUAGGCCGCAACCUCAUCUUCAACUCCUGCGGAGAGCAGGGCUUCAGAGGCUGGGAGGUGGAGCACGGCGGGAAUGGCUGGGCCGUGGAAAAGAACCUCAUAAUGAUGCCGGGAGCUCCUUCCCAGACCUGCUUCGUGACUUCGUUCGAAUGGUGCUUUAAGAGGCAGCUUGUGGACUUGGUGAUGGAAGGGGUGUGGCAGGAGCUGCUCGACAGCGCCCAAAUCGAGAUCUGUGUGGCCGACUGGUGGGGUGCCCGGGAGAACUGCGGCUGCAUCUACCGGCUUCGGGUCCGCCUCCUGGACGUGUAUGAAAAUGAAGUGGUCAAGUUCUCGGCCUCACCCAACCCGGUCCUUCAGUGGACUGAGAGAGGCUGCCGACAGGUCUCCCACGUCUUUACCAACUUUGGCAAGGGUAUCCGCUACGUGUCUUUUGAGCAGUAUGGAAGAGACACGCGUUCCUGGGUGGGGCACUACGGCACCCUUAUGACCCACUCCAGUGUGAGGGUCAGGAUCCGCCUGUCCUAGCCAACCAGCCUGACCUAGCCUUCCUGGACAGACCUCCAUCUGCCGGACACUAACAUCAAUCAAGGGCGGCUUUUGCAGCCAGGAGCCAGAGAAUGCCUGAGGAAGGGUUUGGGGAGGUCCUGUGUGGCCUGUUCCCGGCACUCUUCCAGUGAACCCCAUUUGCUGCUACUUCAGCCAAGGAACCAGGGAUCCAACCAGGCUGGUCACUUGCUUCCCCAGGGCAGUGUCAAAGAGUAACUCAGAGACCUGUAUUGUACUUGUAAACUUCUUUUUCACA